GCGCAUGCUCAGCCGCAGAGGACGGCGGGAGAGGGGCGGGGUCGGCGGGCCCGGUUGGUGUGGAAGAUCCUGUGAGAUGCUUGUUCGCUGAGCUUCCUCCUGAGAGAAAGUAUGUUUUAUUGUAGGAAUCUGGAGGCCGUCCCCCGAGAAGAAACCCAUUAGUUUGGAGCUGGAGGAUUCCUUUGCAUCAGAUACUAAAAUGAAAGAACCGCUGUUCGAUGGUGAAUGUGAUGAGGCAAUGACACUGCAGUUGGGGCAGCUAAGUGAAAUUCAGACAGAACCUGACAAUGCCCAGGAGUAUUGUCGAGCCCAACAACCCAAAAAUCAGGAGAAUGAACUGAAAAUAAACACAUUUUCCGACAGUGCUUCACAUUUGAAUACAGGCAUUCAGCUUUCUCCAGCAUCAUCUGGCACGAAUAAAAUGCUUCCUUCGUUUUCAGCUGCAGCUAUUCAGGUUUCCUGUGCUGGUUGUAAAAAAAUUCUCCAAAAAGGACAAACUGCUUAUCAGAGAAAAGGAUCUACUCAGCUUUUCUGCUCUACCCCAUGCAUCACUGAAUACAUUGCAUCUGCCAGUGUACCAGCUUCUACCAAGACAACUUGCUCAAACUGCUCAAAAGACAUUAUAAAUCUGAAGGAUGUCAUCAGUCUCCAACUGGAAGAUAAUGCCUCUAGCAAAAAUUUUUGUAGCCAAUCUUGUCUUUCAUCAUAUGAAGAAAAAAGAAAACCAUUUGUUACCAUAUGUACUAAUAGCAUUUUGACCAAGUGCAACAUAUGUCAGAAGAUGGCUACUAUUCAGUAUGAAGUAAAAUAUCAGAAUGUGAAAUACAAUCUUUGCAAUAAUGCCUGCUUUUCAAAGUUUCACUCUGCUAACAACUUCGUCAUGAACUGUUGUGAGAAUUGUGGAGCUUACUGUUACACCAGCUCUAGUCUAUUUCAAAUACUUCAGAGGGAUGGACAGUCUCAUUACUUUAGUAGCUCAAAGACUAUUGCAGCAUCUGAGAAGAAACCAACCAAAACACUUACAUCUUUUCCAUAUAAAUCAUUGAAACCAUCAGAUGAAAUGAUUGAGAUUACUAAUGACUUGGGGAAGACAGAGAUUUUCUGCUCUAUUAAUUGUUUUUCUGCAUUCAGCAAAGCAAAGAUGGACUGUUCUACAGCAAAUGUUUCCACAACACAUAGUGUUUCCAUGGAGCAGCACCUUUCUCCAAAGAAAGAUUUAAUCCCAGUCAUAAGCAAUAUAAUGUCAUUAGCAGAUAAUCAUAUUGCCCUGCCCAUCAUGAACACGGAGUUCUUACAAGAUACAGUUUCUUCAGUAACAGCAAAUGUCAUGGAUCCAAAGAUCUCAAAGAGUUCACCCAAAGAAUCAAGUAGUGAUAUUGCUGAUGGUAUGGAACAGCCAAGCCUUUUGCCAUCAUCUUCAGUACUCAAUCACCACACUGUUGAUUCCAGUAUAGAAGUACACAGUGGUGAAGUAUUAAACCAGGAUCCUACAUACAAUAUGAAAUCUGUGAAAGUAAGUAAUGGACUCUGUCAUCCAAAAUUUACAUCUAAAGUGCAAAAUGUUAAAUCACAAAAUAUUAGAAAAUCUUGGCGUACAAAUCGUCCACAAGUAAAUAAAAAAGAUGUAACAUUUUGUUAUUCAUGCCAGUUGUUCUGCCAGAAAAGUUUUAGCUCUGGAGGAGAGUCAUUUGCAACCCAAGGAACUUCUAAUUGGAAAAAAACACUGGAAAAAUUCAGAAAGCAUGAAAAAAGUGAAAUGCAUUUGAAGUCCUUGAAGUUUUGGAGGAAAUACCAGUUUUGCAGUGAAAACAGUGAUAAUUUAUCUAAUCAUCCAAAACAGAUUGAAGAACAAAAAGAGUAUCUAAAGCUUAUAGUUGAAAAUAUUUUAUUUCUUGGGAAGCAGUGUUUGCCUUUAAGGGGAAAUGAUCAUUCUGUUUCUUCUGUGAACAAAGGCAAUUUUUUAGAAUUGUUAGAAAUCAGGGCAAAAGAUAAAGGAGAAGAAAUAUAUCGACUUAUGAAUUCACAAAUUGAUUUCUACAAUACUACACAGAUUCAAGCUGAUAUUUUUGAAAUAAUAAAGAUGGAAAUGUUGCAGGAUAUUGUGAAUGAGAUCAAUGUUUCCUCAGCUUUUUCAAUUAUAUGUGAUGAGAUAACUGGUAAUACCACCAAAGAACAGCUUUCAAUUUGUGUAAGAUACCCACAGAAAACAUCAAAGGCUGUUGUAAUUAAGGAAAGAUUCUUGGGUUUUGUUGAUAAUGAAAAGGAGACUGGGAUCCACUUACACAAGAAAAUCAAAACUUACCUACAGCAAAUUGGAGUUGAUUUUAAUACAAUUUGUGGCCAGGCCUAUGAUAGUACCACUAAUUUGAGGGUAAAAUUUAAUGAAAUUGCUGCAGAAUUCAAGAAGGAGGAGCCAAGAGCUUUGUAUGUACAUUGUUAUGCACAUUUUUUUGAUUUAGCAGUAGUUAGGUUUUGUAAAGAAAUAAAAGAACUCCGAAGUGCUCUAAAUACUCUCAGUUCUUUGGUCAACACUAUUUAUACAUAUGGGGAAAUGCUGGAAAAUUUUCGAGAUAUUUGUAAGCUAAGUCAAAACAAAACAUGCAAUAAACAUACAUCACAGUCAUGUUGGAUAGUACACGAUCGUACAUUGUUAUCUGUGACUGAAAGGCUUCCAGAAAUUAUUGAAACAUUGGAAGUUGCAUCAAGUUGCCAUUCCUCAAACACAAAUUUGACUGAUGAAUUGAGUGAUUUGUUAACACUGGUUUCCAAAUUUGAGUUUAUUUUUUGUUUAAAGUUUCUUUAUCGAGUGCUAAGUGUUACAGGAAUUCUUUCCCAAGAGCUUCAAAGUGAAACCAUAGACAUUUUUUCUUUGUCUUCUAAAAUAGAAGCAAUUGUGGAAUGUUUAUCAUCUGAAAAAAAUGAUGUAUAUUUCAAAACUCUCUGGGAUGAAACAGAGGAAAUAUGUAGUAAAAUUAUCAGUAAAGGUUUUGAAGUUGAAAAGCCUUCCCUUCAAAAAAGGAGAAAAAUUCACAAAACAGUAGAUCUUGGCAAUUCAGAAAAUAUGUUUUUUCCUACUUCAACAGAAGAACAAUAUAAAAUUAAUAUUUAUUACCAAGGAUUGGAUAGUAUAUUACAAAAUCUAAAGUUAUAUUUUUCAGAGUUUGAUUAUUGCAAAAUGAAGCAAAUUUCAGAGCUAUUACUUAAAUGGAAUGAACCAUUAAAUGAAGCAACAGCCAAACAUAUUCAAGAAUUUUAUAAACUUGAUGCAGAUAUUAUCCCUGAACUUAGAUUUUAUCGGCACUAUGCAAAGCUCAACUUUGUCACUGAUUAUGCUUCCAUCAACUUCAUUACUCUUGGCUAUUUGUUUAUUCAGCAUGGUCUUCACAAUAAUAUUCCUUGUAUCUCAAAGCUAUUACAUAUUGCUUUGUCUUGGCCGAUUACUUCAGUAAGCAAUGAAAACUCCUAUUCUACACUGCCUCGUCUCAAAACAUAUUUAUUUCAUACUAUGGGACAAGAGAAGCUCACUACCCUCGCCCUAAUGGCUGUCGAGCAGGAAUUGGUAAAUAAAUUGAUGGAGCCUGAAAGGCUCAAUGGAAUUAUAGAAAAAUUUAUCAGUCAAAUGUAAGAAAUAUAAUACCUGCUAAUUGGGACUUAAAAGAAUUUUAUCUGCUGUAAUCCUGGUUUUCCUGUUUUGGUUUUGAUUUGCUUUUUCUUUUGCUUUUUUUUUUUCUUGAGAUGAGAUACCACUAUGUUGCCCAUAGAUGGUCUGGAACUUGUGAGUUCAAGUGAUCUCCUGCUUAAACCUGCUAAGUAGCUAGGACUGAGGCCUGACAAUGUGUGCUGCCUGGAAUCCUGAUUUUCAUCUCAAAAUGAUUUCUAUUAAGAAAAAAAAUUAUUUUUUUAGAGUAUGUAGUACAUUCACCUUCAAAAGACACAGUGACAUACAAUAGAAAAGUUUUCUCCUGUUUUUGCAUUCUUCCUAAAGUUUUAUUAGUUCCUUAAAUACUGUCUUAGAGAUAUUCUCUGUAGCUGGUACUAUACAGUGUACACUAGUCUUCAGCUUGUACUGUCUCCAUAAUAGGAUAUUUUUUGAGAUUGUCCCAUGUCAGUAAAUGAUUAUUUUUUUACAACUACAGAAUGUUAUAUUGUAUUAAAUAUGCCAUAAUCUAAUACCUUGUGCAAAGGUCAUUUGUACAUAAUAAAUUACUGUAAAAUGUAAAACUAGAAUUCCUAGUUCAGUAGGUUUGUGCUUUUUUUUUCCUUUUUACUGAGAUGUACUAUGUUUCUCCUGCUGGCCUCAAACUCAUGAGCCAUCUGCUUUAACCUCCCAAGCAGCUAAGAUUACAGAUGUGUGUUGCUGUACCUAUUUUGUGUAUUUAAAUUUUUGAAAGAUAUUAGAAAAUAACUUCCUUAAAAGAAUUGUGCCAAUUUAUGGUCCUACCAGUGAUGUACAUGUGUCCCCAUUUCCUCAAAUCUGUUUGUAUAUUAUUUUGGAGUUUUUUUGAGACAGUCUCACUACACAGUUCAAGCUGGCCUUGAACUCAUUUCAGUCCUCCUGCCUCAGCUUCCUGAGUGCUGGCAUUACAAGUAUGCACCACCAGGCGUAACUCCUCAAAUCUUCAUGAACAAAGCUAUCAAAUGUUUUGGUCUUUGCCAACUUACUAAUUGAAAAGUGGUAUCUUAAUUUCAUUAGAAUUUUCAUUUAAGAAUAAGGUUAAAUAUUUGUUUACGUGGACCAUUUGUAUUUUCUUUUUAUGCACUGUCACAUUUAAACAUUAAAAUGAAAAGAUUGGUGUUUUUGACACAACAAAAAUUAUUAAGUUGUGUCAUGAAAAUAUGGCUUUUUUUUAGAGAAAAAAGCAAAACAAAAGGGUAGAAAUAAUACAGAAUUUCAAAAAAAUAACAGUAAGAAAUCACUAGUUGAUAAAUUACAUAUUGUUAUCUUAGAAGUAGUUCAGAUUUUUCAAAAAGCAUAAAAAGAUAAACAAUGACAGUAUAAACUAUUGUUCAGUAAACUAACAAAUAUUUAGUAGUAUGGUUAUCUCGCACACUUAAACAUACUUACAGUUAUAUCUUUUAGCCCACUUUGUCUAUUACACAUUUUGGAUCUUACUACUUUUUAUUAUUAUUUUUUAUACAGGAGUUACAAAUAUGAGUCUGAUUUAUUUGACUUAUGAGGAUAAUCUCAAGUUGCCUCCAUUUACCUGACUACUUAAGUCUGAGAUUUUUGAGGAAUAUUUCUCUGGCCCCUUUCUCUAAUAAUAUAUCAAUUUUAAAAUUGGUGAUUUUUCUACAAAGGGAAUUUCUUUGAGGCUUUGUUUCAGAGGUAUUUGCUUAGAGUUGUGGAAAGUAUUCUUAAUUUCUUCAGUAUACAUAUUUGUUGCUCUUUUCCAAAUUUUGGUGACUGAGCCCAGGGCCUUGCACAUGUUCAGCAAGUACUCUACCACUGAAAUACAGACCCUCCCCCUUUUCUUUAAGACAAGAUCUGAGUUGCCCAAACUGUCUUUGAAUUUAUGAUCUUUGUGCUCAGACUGCCUGAGCAGCUGAGAUUACAGAUGUGCACCACUGUGGCCAGCCUCUUCAUUCUUCAUUUUAUCUGUCCUGCCUUUAUUGUUUUUUUAUUUUGUUCUGUUCUGUUUAGUUUGGUACCAGAAAUCAAACUCAUGACCUCACAGUUGCCAGGCAGAUGCUUUUUUUCCUACUUAUUUUAAUUAAGGUUUUUAAAACCAUAUAUAAAAUUUAAUAUGUACAUAUUUAAUGUAUAUAAGAAUAUGAAGAUCAUAAAAAAAAUCUAACCUAUUAAACCAUAGAUGGAACUGAA
This is a messenger RNA of Cavia porcellus (domestic guinea pig), 5821 nucleotides long. RefSeq names its product zinc finger MYM-type containing 1 (gene Zmym1). The transcript has 10 exons. The coding region runs from base 200 to 3625 and encodes 1141 amino acids. Lineage: Eukaryota; Metazoa; Chordata; Mammalia; Rodentia; Caviidae. Gene Ontology annotation, molecular function: zinc ion binding; protein dimerization activity. The record is from RefSeq and is a predicted model, not a curated record.